Molecule: messenger RNA, 1312 nt
Organism: Mycetomoellerius zeteki
Lineage: Eukaryota; Metazoa; Arthropoda; Insecta; Hymenoptera; Formicidae
Product: cytochrome c oxidase subunit 6A1, mitochondrial-like
Exons: 5
Coding region: 496-1026 (176 amino acids)
Biological process (GO): mitochondrial electron transport, cytochrome c to oxygen
Cellular component (GO): mitochondrial inner membrane; respiratory chain complex IV
Molecular function (GO): enzyme regulator activity
Source: RefSeq, a predicted model, not a curated record
GAAAUCAUGCAUAAUUCAUGAUGGAUUUCCAUACCGUCGAAAAUCAAGUUUACGAAGUUUAAUCGAAUAAGUAUUGUAAAUCUCUCUCCGUAUAUAGGUCAACACUAUAACAAAUGCGCCCGGGGAACGGAAAGUCUUAUAAAAAAGAUGCAUAAUCGAUGGCCAAUACAUUUCUGAUAAAGUUGUUUUGAAGAAACGAUUGCGACCGAGCAACUUCCAAGAAAAUAUUUGAUCAAAGAGGAAUAUGUGUUGCGAGAGGCAAAUAUGAAAAUAUUUUCCGCGGGAAAGGCAGGUGGCGGAUUGUUUUCCAGCUUCCGUCUGGUCCAGACAUAGUGGCGUAUCGAUAAAGUGCGGAUUAAACGAUGUUCCCGUUUAUCACGUGACGCAUCCGUUCAAUCUUUAGGUCUCGAUUGCGCCUUUCACCUCGAAUUUCCCUUGAGAGAAUCCGAAAACGCAACCAAGAGGAAUCGUAACGCGAGACGUAACAUUCGUUGAAUGAUGUCGUUCGCUCGUAUCUGGAGACCGUCCGAUUUGCGGUGCCUAACAUUCCGACAUUUCCGACGAAAGCUCGGCAUGUUCGAGAGAUCGAAGGGCUGCGACUCGCGAACCGUACCAGAAACGGAUCCUUGCUCCUCGCCGAUGGACGAUGAUCCUCACUGCGAUCCUCCUUGCCCACCGUGCCCUCCACCGUGGAGACCAUCGUGUCCUCCUCCCCGGUCCCGGCCAUCAAUUUAUUACCCGCACGCCGAUCCACGCAAGCUCUUAUUUUGGCGUAUAUUGUCCCUCUGCGUCGCGUUACCGAUCGUCGUGAUUAUGUCGAUGGUUACUUAUGCACAGCAGCAAGAAAAAGCAAAGCAGCCGAGGGAACCGUUCCAGAAUCUCCCGUACAUGUGUCGACGGACUAAGCCGUUUCCUUGGGGCGAUGGCAAUCACACGUUGUUCCAUAAUCCCGUGAAAAAUCCAAUACCGCCGCAUGGUUAUGAAGUGGAAGAUCCGUAUGCAGUACCCAAGAAAGCGGGCAAUUAGUAGAAGCGUGGGAAUAACUUGGUUUUGCUAGUGGCAGCUGAAAAUAGCGGCGAGACAAAUAUGACGGCUUGUCUGCUCGACACGCGGCGGUCGUUUUAAUUUUUAAUCGUUUCUUGUCGCUUUAGCGAGAGCGACAGAGAGAGAGAGAGAGAGAGAGAGAGAGAGGAAUAUUACAUGUGAAAUAACAAAUUUUAAUUGGAGCAAGACUCUCGAUUGCGUAAAGUGAUUGCAACUCGUUCAUUACUUACGAUUCGAUGACAUUUAUUUAUUUGAAAUUAUUACGGAA